GCAAGUAUGCAUUUAUUUGAAGGAGAAACCCUGUAAGAAGGCAACGCGAAGAAGCCCGCUAGUCGUAAUGCCACCAAAGUGGGUGGGCACACUUCCUAACUAUAAGUAUGGAAACAACCUCGUUCGUCCUAACGGAUUUCUACUACAGAGGAGACGGAGAUGAGCGCUAACGUUAUGAGACCACAGCCAGCAAUGAAAUUACACGUGCUCUUCGCCAUUUCCUUCUCCUGGGCGUUCCACGAGGUCCCACCCCCUAAGUACCAGCACUACGACCCCUUGACCUCUGAACUCCUCCUGUGUGACCAGUGUCCGCCCGGCACGGCCGUCCUGACCCACUGUACCGCCGAAACCCCCACCGCCUGCUCGCCGUGCCCCGAGCGGUCCUUCUCAGAACACUGGCACUGGGGCGACAGCUGCCAAUACUGCACGACCGUCUGCAAGGAGAGGCAGCUGGUCAGUCAGGAGUGUAACAGAACCCACGACCAGCUGUGUGAGUGUAUCCCAGGCUACCACCUGGUGGUGGAGUUCUGCAUCAAACACACGUCCUGUCCACCUGGCUUCGGCGUAACUGCUCUAGGUACACCGGAGAUAGACACGGCGUGUGAGGCGUGUCCGCAGGGCCUGUUCUCCAGCCGGAUGUCUGCCAGCGAGCCGUGUGUGCCUCACAGGAACUGCUCUGAGCUGGGCUUGAAGACCCUGCGACCGGGGACCCCCACCCAGAACACACUGUGUGAGAACAAGGCUGAAGGAUCUGUCCUGGAGUGCUCCCAACACCACACACAGUGUCACACUGUAACUCCAGACGUCAUCCCACUGACUCCAGUAACUCCAGACGUCAUCCCACUAACUCCAGUAACUCCAGACGUCAUCCCACUGACUCCAGUAACUCCAGACGUCAUCCCACUGACUCCAGACGUCAUCCCACUAACUCCAGUAACUCCAGACGUCAUCCCACUAACUCCUGACGUCAUCCCACUACCUCCAGACGUCAUCCCACUAACUGCAGUAACUCCAGACGUCAUCCCACUAACUUCCGUAACUCCAGAUGUCAUCCCACUAACUCCAGAUGUCAUCCCACUAACUCCAGAUGUCAUCCCACUAACUCCAGACAGCAUCCCACUAACUACAGUAACUCCAGAUGUCAUCCCACUAACUCCAGAUGUCAUCCCACUAACUCCAGAUGUCAUCCCACUAACUCCAGACAGCAUCCCACUAACUACAGUAACUCCAGACGUCAUCCCACUAACUGCAGUAACUCCAGACGUCAUCCCACUAACUGCAGUAACUCCAGACGUCAUCCCACUAACUGCAGUAACUCCAGACGUCAUCCCACUAACUGCAGUAACUCCAGACGUCAUCCCACUAACUGCAGUAACUCCAGACGUCAUCCCACUAACUGCAGCAACUCCAGACGUCAUCCCACUAACUGCAGCAACUCCAGACGUCAUCCCACUAACUGCAGCAACUCCAGACGUCAUCCCACUAACUGCAGCAACUCCAGACGUCAUCCCACUAACUGCAGCAACUCCAGACGUCAUCCCACUAACUGCAGCAACUCCAGACGUCAUCCCACUAACUGCAGCAACUCCAGACGUCAUCCCACUAACUGCAGCAACUCCAGACGUCAUCCCACUAACUCCAGACGUCAUCCCACUAACUCCAGACGUCAUCCCACUAACUCCAGACGUCAUCCCACUAACUCCAGACGUCAUCCCACUAACUCCAGACGUCAUCCCACUAACUGCAGACGUCAUCCCACUAACUCCAGACGUCAUCCCACUAACUCCAGACGUCAUCCCACUAACUCCAGACGUCAUCCCACUAACUCCAGUAACUCCAGACAGUUUUUUCUUGAGCAGAUGGUCUGGGGGCCGGAACACAAUUACAGAUAAUUUGUAGACUGCAAAUUGACCGCAGGAAGCCCAAACAUAUAUAAUAUUUGACUAAUACAUAAUAAUUUCAAACCUUGCAUACAUUUGUAUAGGGUGGCUCACAUCCCAUAGGGCACUUCACAUCCAAUAGGGCUCACAUCCCAUAGGGCGGCUCACAUCCCAUAGGGUGGCUCACAUCCCAUAGGGCGGCUCACAUCCCAUAGGGCGGCUCACAUCCCAUAGGGUGGCUCACAUCCCAUAGGGCGGCUCACAUCCCAUAGGGCGGCUCACAUCCCAUAGGGCGGCUCACAUCCCAUAGGGCGGCUCACAUCCCAUAGGGUGGCUCACAUCCCAUAGGGCGGCUCACAUCCCAUAGGGCGGCUCACAUCCCAUAGGGCACUUCACAUCCCAAUAGGGCGCCUCACAUCCCAUAGGGCGGCUCACAUCCCAUAGGGCGGCUCACAUCCCAUAGGGCGGCUCACAUCCCAUAGGGCGCCUCACAUCCCAUAGGGCGCCUCACAUCCCAUAGGGCGGCUCACAUCCCAUAGGGCGGCUCACAUCCCAUAGGGCGGCUCACAUCCCAUAGGGCGGCUCACAUCCCAUAGGGCGGCUCACAUUCCAUAGGGCGGCUCACAUCCCAUAGGGCGGCUCACAUCCCAUAGGGCGGCUCACAUCCCAUAGGGCGGCUCACAUUCCAUAGGGCGGCUCACAUCCAUAGGGCGGCUCACAUUCCAUAGGGCGGCUCACAUUCCAUAGGGCGGCUCACAUUCCAUAGGGUGGCUCACAUUCCAUAGGGCGGCUCACAUCCCAUAGGGUGGCUCACAUUCCAUAGGGCGGCUCACAAAUGGCCCAUCGUCGUCCCGGUUAGGGUUUGGCCGGUGUAGGCCGUCAUUGUAAAUAGGAAUUUGUUCUUAUCUGACUUGCCAAGUUAAAUAAAGGUUAAAUCAAAUAAAACGUU
Molecule: messenger RNA, 2829 nt
Organism: Oncorhynchus keta (chum salmon)
Lineage: Eukaryota; Metazoa; Chordata; Actinopteri; Salmoniformes; Salmonidae
Product: tumor necrosis factor receptor superfamily member 11B-like
Exons: 4
Coding region: 160-1899 (579 amino acids)
Molecular function (GO): protein binding
Source: RefSeq, a predicted model, not a curated record